CAAAUCUGACCUUUCCAUUUACUGUCUUCCCCAAUUUGGGAUUCUUCAAAUCCUCCCAAAAUCAAACAAACAGGAACACAAAAACCACUAAAAAAGCUUCAAAUUGACCUAACAAUGGCGGAUCGGAGCUUGUUUACCGAACUAGAACACCUAGAGAGUCCUCUUGUUCGUCUGUGCAUCGAAGCCGCUACACAAAGCGCAGACGCCGUCGAGUCGUGGCGGAGACAGCGACGGACUCUCGAACGGUUGCCGUCUCAACUCGCCGAACCUCUGCUCCACCGCCUUCUCCGCCGCCGCCUGCUUUAUCCUUCUCUUCUCGAAGUGUUCAAAUACAGCGUAGAGAAGAUUGAUCUGAGAGGUGAGAGCUCCGUUGAUGCAGAGUGGAUGGCAUAUCUUGGCGCUUUUCAAUACUUAUCCUCUUUAAACGUUUCUGAUUGUCAUAGAAUCAACAGUUCUGCACUUUGGGCUCUCUCAGGUAUGAGGUAUCUUAAGGAGGUGGACCUUUCUAGAUGCUCUAAAGUUGAUGAUGCAGGCAUAAAGCAUCUUCUGUCUAUUCGAACUAUUGAAAUAUUAUGCAUAUCGGAAACAAGCGUUACCACAAAUGGUGUCGCACUUCUCUCUUCACUUAAAAGAUUAUCAAAGUUGGAUUUGGGAGGCUUGUUUAUUACCGAUACGGCCCUUGCAUCUCUUCAGGUUUUGACAAAUUUACAGCACCUAGACCUAUGGGGAAGUGAUAUAUCAAACGAAGGUGCAUCUAUUCUUUUAAAAUUUCCAAAUUUAACCUUCCUAAACCUAGCAUGGACCAAGGUUACCGUUUUGCCAAACGUGAGCUCCGUUACGCACCUAAACAUGAGCAAUUGUACAAUACAUUCUAUUUUCAAAGGCGAAGGCAAUAAAGCCAAGUUAUCGAAGUUAACAUUUGCCGGAGCUUUAUUCAAAGAUAUCGACAAAGCCUUUUCAUACUUUGAUUCCAGUUAUUUAUCUUAUUUAGACCUAUCGAACUCAUCUCUUCGUGACAUAUCCUUAUUGUCACUCAUCUGUGCCCUAGAAUAUUUGGAUCUCAGUGGUAACUUAGUUGGGGAUGAUUCGGUUACGUUUAUAGCCUCUGUUGGGGCAAAUCUGAAAAGUUUGAAUCUAAGCAAGACUAGAGUGAGCUCAGCGGGAGUUGCAGUUUUAGUUGGGCGUGUUCCAAAACUUGAAACUAUAUCGUUGGAUUUCACACCGACGGAUGAUCUUGCCAUCUCGUAUAUUGGUAUGAUGCCUUCACUGAAAGCGGUCAACAUGAAGGGUACAAAUGUCAGAGGUGUAAUCCAGCAAAACGCCGAGAAUACAGAAUGUGUUCUGUCACUUACAGCACUUGAAAACCUAAAGCACUUAGAGAAAUUAAAUAUCGAAGAAACCGCGCUUAAAGACGAAGCAAUCAUCCCCAUUUCAAACUUGAAACAACUUACUCAUCUUUCGCUCAGAAGCAGUUUCCUAACAGACGCCUCGCUGCACCACUUGUCAUCAAUCCCCAACUUGAUUAAUCUCAGCAUGCGCGAUGCUAUUUUAACAAACACAGGAAUUGAAUCAUUUACCCCACCACCGUCACUACAAGUGCUGGAUUUGACCGGUUGUUGGUUGUUGACCAAGGAUGCUCUUUUGUCAUUUGUUCAACUGCAUUCAGAUGUUGAAGUAAGGCAUGCACUCGUGACCACAUUUUUAUCUGAUAAAGACGACAGUAAAUGUCAUUCCCCGUUUAUGGGGACAGCACCGCAGAGAAGAUUUUCGUCAUCCCCGCUUAAAUCUGAAAUGGCUGCCAUCAUAGACCAGAGGUUGAAAUAUAGUAGAGCAGAACUGCUAUCUAUGCAGUUUGCAUCCACAUCGGUUGGUCCGUCCAGUGACCCCCCUACAUCACCCAAGUAGGAAUAUAGUGAUCAAGGAUAUGUUUUUUUUGCUUCUUGUUGUUGUGAGGUUUGCCUUUUAAACCAUUUUUAUUACAAUCAAACCAUAAAUUUUGCUAAAAUAAAUAGCGUUGGAUGAAAGUUCAUUAUAAUGUGGCAAUUGAGCUCUCAACGGGUAGAAUUCUCUAGCGCGUUGUGGCGGGAGUUUGGUUGGUAUCGAUUCAGUUCUUUA
Messenger RNA from Helianthus annuus (common sunflower), 2115 nucleotides. RefSeq names its product toll-like receptor 2 type-2. Gene Ontology annotation, molecular function: protein binding. The transcript has 6 exons. NCBI's taxonomy places the organism in Eukaryota, Viridiplantae, Streptophyta, Magnoliopsida, Asterales, Asteraceae. Bases 115 to 1905 code for a protein of 596 amino acids. The record is from RefSeq and is a predicted model, not a curated record.